Protopolystoma xenopodis is the source of this 330-nucleotide messenger RNA. The record is from the annotation of a GenBank genome assembly. NCBI's taxonomy places the organism in Eukaryota, Metazoa, Platyhelminthes, Monogenea, Polystomatidea, Polystomatidae.
AUGUGUUUGCGCCGACACUGCUGUACCGUGUUUGGUGCCAGCACCUCCGUCGCCUGCAUCCUCGACCUGCGAACGUGUGGAAUUACGGACGAUGCGCUUCUUCUUCUUUAUUCAGGCAUAACCAUUUGGCAUGCUUUCGUCGUCCGACUCCGAAAUGGCUCAGCGCAGAGGCGAAUGGACCACCGGCCUGGAGCAAACCGACACCUCGACGGGGCCUCUUCGACGGGCCGAACCUCGUUUCAGCCUCGCUGGGAAGCAGGCGAUAUUGAAUUGGGCCUUGAUGAAGUGCAUACUACUCACUCACCUGCCUACUUAAUUACACAGCAAUAA